Messenger RNA from Carassius gibelio (silver crucian carp), 2633 nucleotides. RefSeq lists its product as uncharacterized. The transcript has 10 exons. Lineage: Eukaryota; Metazoa; Chordata; Actinopteri; Cypriniformes; Cyprinidae. Bases 201 to 1433 code for a protein of 410 amino acids. Gene Ontology annotation, molecular function: protein binding. The record is from RefSeq and is a predicted model, not a curated record.
AAGACGUGUGAACGGUGAUUGGUCACCACGAGAUUCAUCACACUCCUGUCGUGUCUUGACUGCUGAGGUGAGGCCGUUUAGAGAACGAGCAACGAGAUGCACAAACAUCAGAUGAGGCUGUGAUGUAGGAAAACUUUCCGAGGAUAUUUCAAAAGGAUAAAUAAAAAGAUUUCUAAUAGGGUCACAUCAGGCUGUCCAACAUGAUGAAGGAUUGCCUUCAGUUCCUCAUUGAGCCUGCCAAGAAGCUCAAGUUUCGUCUGAAGGAGACGCGGAAGAGAGUGAAACAUGCGAAGAAAGAGCCGUUAACCGAGAGUCAGCUGUUUAUAAUGGAGCUUGCGCGAGAACUCAACAGGAUCUGUCAGAGGUCAGAUAUUCUGGCUCACAUCUGGACCGGAGAGGAUGUGUGGCCUCCUCAUGCCUGUCGAGAGUUCAUUGUGGAGACCGCCAACAUCCUGGAGAUGAAGGAAAAUACUGAGACGCCCAUGCAAGUUUAUGCUGAUCUGCAUCCAGAAAAGAGGGACUGGAAGAGUCAGUUGCUCAGCAUGCUGGAGCAGGGAGGAGAAUAUGACUUGGGCCCGUACAAAAGGAUCAUUUUGGACUGGACCAGAGGACAGCGCAACAGACACCCGCAUGGUAUCUGGCCGGGUGAGGCGGUGUUGAUGAUGCUGGAUGACGUGGAGCUGCGGUGGAAGCGGGGUCACCUGUCGCAUCUGCAGUCUGCUGUGGAGCUGCUCAUAGGGGUCGUGCUUGGAGAACAUCUGGACAAGGAGCUCAUUCCAAGACUGUGGCUGGUACAAAAACAAAAGUCCCAGACGAUCGAUUGCACUGGCUACAUUCCACACAUAGUGUGGAACUGGAUAUGUGAUGCUACAGUGGAGGUGACUCUUGACCCAGAGACGGCCAACCCUGCUCUGGUUCUGUCUAAGGACUGCAAGCGCAUGCAGUGUGGUCUGGAGCGGCGUGAGGUUUCUCACAGCCUGCGGCGCUUCGACAGCUGGUGGUGCUGUCUCGGCUCUGAAGGCUUCUCGUCGGGACGCCGGUACUGGGAGGUAGAAGUGGGCGACCGUGAUUGGCGUCUCGGGGUGGCCAAAGAAUCAGCUCUCUGUAAAGGUUACAGACCACUGAAUACCCAGAGCGGAUACUUGACCCUCAGGCUGGAGAGGGGCUCCGAGCUCAAGGCCCUGACCACACCGCCCACACCCCUGCCCCAGUCACUCAUCCCGCGGAGGGUGGGGGUCUAUCUGGACUAUGAGGCGGGGCAGCUGUCCUUCUAUGACACCCAGAAGCGUGCACACAUCUACACAUACAGCGAGAUGUUCACAGAGAAGCUUUACCCAGUGUUUGGGACCGUGGAGAUGGUCCGUGAGAUGGUGAUCAGGCCUGCAGACCUAAGGGAGCGAUGUCUAUGUAAGGGACAAUGUCUUUUCUGCUAAUAAUGAACGCACAAUCCUUAUGCACACGGAUUGAAAAUUGAAAUUACACACGCAUAAAAUAACAAUAAUUGAUCAAUGCUUACAAAAAAUAGAAUCAGAGAGAAAUUUGUUUUUUUUUUUUUUUUGGAAGUAGCAAAAGCUGUGAAAUCUGCACCACUAGCAUCACAAAGACAGUGUUAAAAUAUUUUUAAAAAGUCUGUCUGAACAAACAGGUAGUCCUGCUAAAGAGCUGCAGUGAUGAUUUUUUUUCUGUAGGCCAAUCUGGAAGUUUAGAACCCAAUGAGAUUUUCCACUGGCUUUUGUACUGAUGGUUCCUCAAAGCCUUUGGAUUAUUAGAGAAAAUAAGGUCUGUGACUAAAAAAAGUUCAUAUUCACAAAUGUAAACACAUUUUGAAGCCUAUGUACAAUCACCAGAAGUAAAAAGCUAAAUGAAUAGUUUAGAAUAGAAUAGUUUGUAAGACCAUGAUUAUAAAACCCAGUGUGAAGAUGAGUUUACCUGUUUGGUGUGCCAUUUAACCUCAAUAGUCCCAUUUAGCCACUUGUUAUCAAUCAAACAAGUCAAAUAUAAAAAAUAAAACAAAAUCAUGUAAAUAUUUAUUACUGAUGUAUUUUAUGUUGUGGAAUUAAACCUGAAAAUAUCUUGAGCUUGUGCUAACUGCAGACCUUAUUUCAGGCAUUUAACCAAAAACCUUUUCAGAAAACCCACUGAUCUCUGGACUGAAAGUAUUAUAAUGCUAAAAAUAAUUUCCCAGGGUUUUGGUCUACAAAAAUACAUCAUCCCUGAUACAAAACAUCAAUGAUACAAAAAUAUUGCAGAUUUGAAGCUGAACCUGUCUACUGUUGCUGUGUGAGACUGGUCCGCAUGCAAUGUUUUUACUUUUUCAGGAACUCAACCUACAAAUGAAAUAUUUGUCUAUGCAUAUUAAUCUGGGAUAUAAUUGAUUUUAAAAUUUCAUUCUUGUGCAGCUACUAAAACAUUCUUUAAAAAAUAUAUACUAAGGGCUUUUUUGCUAAAACAUACUGAUGCAUGAGUGCUGGGAAUGUGUUCAUGAUAUCACUAAAUCGUUUAUUUUUGUGAAAGUGCUUGUCACAUUUACUCUUGUAAUCAGUUUAGCUCGAACUGCUUGUAUGCAAAAAAAGUCUGAAUGGAAACUGUACAAUGUUAUUUUUUAUUUUAAGAAAUUAAACUUAUAAAAUCUA